AUGGAAAACCCCACUCUAUCAAUGGCCGACGCGCCAGGAGGAUGGCCAGAGACUCCGCCUGAGGGGACAAAGAACGUAACUCUUGCUCCCGACCAUGAGCCUUUCAAUACCUAUGCAACAGCAGCUGAAGAGCACACCCCUAUUCAACGGACAAUCACCUCCUACUUUAAAGUGGAAACUACUCCUCGAACCGUAGCCAGAAGCACAAAUCGAAUGCCUGAUCAACAACAAAAUUCUACGUUUAAUGUUGCAGGCUCGAAUCGGCCUAGAACAGAAGCGUUUUCUCCAAGAUUCACUCAACGAGAGCAACCGAAGACAGUCGCAGGCUUUGGGCUAUCGAGCCAGCAGAUAGCUGCAGCACCCAGUCAACGAUUCUCGACACCCGAAGCAGAUCCAGUCAGCCAACCACGAGAACGGCGAACUACAGUUCCGGCAUUUGGAGCACCACGCCAGCAUACCGCAGCCGGGGUAAGUCAACUAGCCGGCUGGCCAUUGGUGGAUAUUCCGAUUCAGCAACUUGCUCAGUACACCACAGCCGCAGUAGAUCAUGGGCCCGUUCAGCCGCUUAACAACACAGAAAUUGGCAUGUCAUCAGUGUCUUCAACGAGGACAAGCACUAUUGUACCGUCCCGCGAAGGUCCUUUUUACGAGGCACGUCCUAUAAGCCGAACAGCAGCAGCAGCCUCUGGCAGCAAGAUGGAGGAGAGACCUAGGACAGGAUAUCCACGAUAUAAACCGUCGAGAAUGGAUGAGAAGUCCCGCGCGGAUUCACCACAGUACGAACCUUUAAAAACAAUUUAUACCAAUCGUUCAGCGACAAGGCCUGGUCUCAAACACGAUGCUGAAAGCCUGCGUAGUGAGGAUGACAUUCUCCGCGUUUUGUCUAGACGAAGGACCAACGCUUCGACACUGUCUGGAGAAGACGCAGCCGGAGAGCAACAAGAAAUUGAAAGGCUCAUGUCGCGCAUGUUUGGAAAAGGCCGCCAAGAGAACUCAGAGGAGGAAAAGACUCGCCAUGUCGGAGUCGUGUUCAAGAACCUUAAUGUCAGGGGCAUGGGUUUAGGUGCUGUCCUGCAGGAAACUAACGGAGACAUCUUCCUCGGACCGGUCCGCUUCCUCAGGAAUCUGCUCACGAAAGGCAUAAAGGCGGCUGUUGGCAAACCUCCUGUGAGGAAUAUUUUGAGCGACUUUACGGGAUGCAUUCGGCCUGGAGAAAUGCUCUUGGUAUUGGGUCCGCCUGGGUCCGGCUGCUCCACGUUUCUCAAGGUACUUGGCAAUCAACGAUUCGGCUAUGAAGCAGUCGAAGGCGAGGUGACUUAUGGUGGUACUGAUGCGAAGAAAAUGGCAAAGGAUUUCCGUGGAGAAGUUUUAUACAAUCCAGAAGACGAUCUCCACUACGCAACAUUGUCCGUCAAGAACACCCUUAGCUUUGCUUUGAAGACCAAGACUCCUGGCAAAGAAUCUAGGAAUGAAGGUGAAAGCCGCAAAGACUACGUACAGGAGUUUCUCAGAAUUGUCACGAAGCUAUUUUGGAUCGAGCAUACUCUUGGGACGAAAGUGGGUGACGAAUUUGUGCGUGGUGUUUCCGGAGGAGAAAAGAAGCGUGUCUCUAUCGCGGAAGCAAUGAUUACCAAGGCUAGCGUGCAAGCUUGGGAUAAUAGCACACGAGGCCUCGACGCUAGCACUGCUCUGGAGUAUGUUCAGAGUAUUCGAUCACUCACAAACAUGGCGCACGUUUCCACGGCGGUAGCGCUUUAUCAAGCUGGAGAGUCGCUUUUUCAACUAUUCGACAAAGUUUUGCUCAUUGACCAGGGCAGGUGUCUCUACUUUGGUCCUACGGAAACAGCCAAAUCAUACUUCCAAGACCUGGGGUUUGUUUGCCCUGAUCGUUGGACAACUGCAGACUUCUUGACCUCUGUGAGUGACGUCCAUGAAAGAAGCAUCAAACCCGGAUGGGAAAAUCGCAUUCCUCGCUCAGCCGCGCAAUUUGCGGAGGCAUACCGAAAGAGCGACACUUACCAUAACAACCUUGAAGACAUCCGCAGUUUUGAGAUGCAAACCGAAGCGCAACGACGAGAGCGCCUUGCCAAUCGAUCGAAAGCGGCAAAGAAGAAGAACUACACCCUACCCUUCCACAAACAGGUCUGGGCUUGUACAGAGCGACAAGUGCUGGUCACUCUUGGAGACAAGGCCUCCCUGUAUGGUAAAUGGGGUGGUAUCCUUUUCCAGGCACUCAUCGUCGGAAGUUUGUUCUACAAUAUGCCUCAAACCACUGCCGGAGUGUUCACGAGAGGAGGUAAUCUAUUCUUCCUACUGCUAUUCAAUGCACUUCUUGCUCUUGCUGAACUCACCGCUGCAUUCACAAGCAAGCCUAUAUUGCUCAAGCACAAGAGUUUCUCGUUCUACCGUCCGGCCGCUUACGCCAUUGCCCAGACUGUUGUCGACAUACCACUGGUGUUCAUUCAAAUAUCGCUCUUCAAUGGUGUGGUCUACUUCAUGUCCGGCUUGGCCAGAACACCAUCCCAAUUUUUCAUCUCUGAAUUGAUUCUAUGGGUAUCAACGAUGACCAUGUAUGCCUUUUUCAGAGCAGUUGGAGCCUUGAACAAGUCUCUCGAUAACGCCACAAGGAUAACAGGUGUUGCAAUUCAGGCUCUUAUUGUCUACACCGGCUAUCUGAUCCCGCCUAUGAAAAUGCAUCCAUGGUUCAAAUGGCUAAUCUGGAUCAAUCCCAUUCAAUAUGGGUUCGAAGCCCUCAUGUCAAACGAAUUCUAUAAUCUGGAAAUUGAAUGCACACCACCCUAUCUUGUGCCUGAAGUGGCGAAUGCAUCUCCUCAGUAUCAAUCCUGCUUGCUGCAAGGGAGUCAGCCGGGUCAGACCACGGUAAACGGCGCAGACUACAUCCAAACGGCAUUCACGUAUUCAAGGACGCAUCUCUGGCGCAACAUCGGGUUUAUCUGUGCCUUUUUCGUUUUCUUUGUUUUCUUGACAAUGGUUGGCAUGGAAAUUGCAGAGCCAAACGCUGGUGGUGGAACAGUUACCGUGUUCAAGCGCGGCCAAGUACCAAAGAAGGUUGAAGAGUCAAUCGACAGCGGGGGCAGAGAUGCCAAAGAUGAGGAGUCCGGCACGAAGUCUCGUUCCAUUGAGAAGGGUACUGAGUCAGACUCGGGCGAUACUGAUCUUACUCGUCAAACUACAAGGGGCCAAGUCGCGAAGAAUGAAACCAUUUUCACUUGGCAGGACGUCAACUACACCAUACCAUUUGAGGGCCGUGAAAGAAAGCUGUUGCAAGACGUUCAAGGCUAUGUGCGACCUGGAAGGCUUACAGCACUUAUGGGUGCAUCUGGUGCUGGAAAGACCACCUUGUUGAACACGCUUGCUCAACGCAUCAACUUCGGCGUCGUGACUGGUGACUUUUUGGUCGAUGGACGGCCUUUGCCGAGGUCAUUUCAACGCGCAACUGGAUUUGCCGAACAGAUGGACGUCCACGAACCCACCGCCACCGUUCGAGAGGCACUGAGAUUUUCUGCCUUGUUGCGUCAGCCCAAGGAAGUUCCAGUCCAAGAGAAGUACGACUACUGCGAGCGCAUCCUCGAAUUGCUGGAGAUGACUGACAUAGCCGGCGCCACGAUUGGAAAGAUAGGAUCUGGUCUCAAUCAAGAGCAGCGCAAGCGGGUCACCAUAGGAGUCGAGCUUGCCAGUAAACCAGAGCUCCUAAUGUUUCUGGACGAGCCGACUUCGGGUCUUGAUUCGGGUGCAGCCUUCAACAUCGUCCGAUUCCUUCGCAAACUGGCCGACGCUGGCCAAGCUAUCUUGUGCACCAUUCAUCAACCUUCUUCCGUCCUAUUCGAGCAUUUUGACGAGCUGCUCCUUCUCAAAUCUGGUGGUCGUGUCGUCUAUCACGGCCCACUUGGUAACGACAGUCGCAAGCUGAUUGAGUAUUUCGAAUCCAAUGGCGCUAAGAAAUGUCCACCCACCACGAACCCAGCAGAGUAUAUGCUCGAGGCUAUUGGUGCUGGUAAUCCUGAUUACAAAGGCAAGGAUUGGGCAGAUGUCUGGGAAGCUUCUUUUGAACACGAAGAGCGCACCCAUGAAAUACAAGAAAUGAUAGCAAGUCGAUCUCUAGCAAAACCUUCAAGGUCACUCAAAGACGAUCGCGAGUAUGCCAUGCCACUCAUGACGCAGAUCAUGGCCGUCCUAAAGCGAUCUUUCGUCGCUUACUGGCGUUCACCCGAGUACAUCAUCGGCAAGUUCAUGCUCCAUAUUAUCACCGGUCUCUUUAAUACUUUCACCUUCUACCACGUUGGAUUCAGCCAGAUUGACAUGCAAUCACGGCUAUUCUCCAUCUUCAUGACCUUGACCAUAUCUCCGCCCUUGAUUCAGCAACUGCAACCCAAAUUCUUGGACUUCCGAAACAUCUUCGAAAAGAGAGAAAGUAACAGCAAGAUCUAUUCCUGGUUCGCGUUCGUCACCGGCGCUGUCAUUGUCGAAAUUCCUUACUCCAUAGUCGCUGGUAGUAUCUACUUCUGCUGUUGGUGGUUUGGGUCUGUGGGUCGGGACGUCUCCGCUUUAGCUUCCGGCUACACCUUCCUCCUCCUCAUGCUUUUCGAAUUAUACUUCGUCUCCUUCGGCCAAGCCAUCGCCUCAUUUUCACCCAACGAGCUCCUUGCCUCUUUGCUGGUACCCGUCUUCUUUCUUUUCGUCGUCUCGUUCUGCGGUGUCAUUGCCCCGCCCCAGGUCCUUCCGUACUUCUGGCGAAGUUGGAUGUACUGGCUCACACCCUUCCACUACCUGCUCGAAGGCUUCUUGGCCGUCGCCAUCCACGACCAACCCGUCAUCUGCUCGUCAGACGAAUUCGCCCGAUUCACCGCCCCGCCAGGCCAGACAUGCCAAAGCUACGUCCAACCAUUCAUCGAGCAGGCCGGUGGUUACGUGCAGACGGGGUUGGAUGGUAUCUGUGAGUUCUGCCAGUUCGCCAAUGGCGAUGAAUUUGGUGUCAGUUUCAGCGUGUACUAUUCGAAUAUCUGGCGGGAUUUUGGCAUCUUUGCCGGCUUCUGCGUGUUCAACUACAUGAUCACUUAUGUCUGCUCGUGGCUGUAUUUGGGGGGUCUGAAGAAAUUCAGGUCGAAGAGCGGUGGGAAGAGCAAGAGGUAG
This is a messenger RNA of Endocarpon pusillum Z07020, 5151 nucleotides long. RefSeq lists its product as uncharacterized. The transcript has a single exon. Gene Ontology annotation, biological process: transmembrane transport. The record is from RefSeq and is a predicted model, not a curated record. The coding region runs from base 1 to 5151 and encodes 1716 amino acids. NCBI's taxonomy places the organism in Eukaryota, Fungi, Ascomycota, Eurotiomycetes, Verrucariales, Verrucariaceae. Gene Ontology annotation, cellular component: membrane. Gene Ontology annotation, molecular function: ABC-type transporter activity; ATP hydrolysis activity; ATP binding.